Ramularia collo-cygni is the source of this 687-nucleotide messenger RNA. RefSeq lists its product as uncharacterized. The record is from RefSeq and is a predicted model, not a curated record. Lineage: Eukaryota; Fungi; Ascomycota; Dothideomycetes; Mycosphaerellales; Mycosphaerellaceae. The transcript has a single exon. Bases 1 to 687 code for a protein of 228 amino acids.
AUGUCGCGCGAUCUACUGUACGAGUUCAGUCCGUACGACCUCCACAGCAUCGGGCUUCAGCCUAGCAGAGUCGCACCUCGCAACCAACCGAAUCCAAUGACACUCAUGGCGGCUUCCCAGGCCUCGCGCGCCCUCCGAGAGGAGGAGCGCAGCCGUUCAGUCUACCGAGAGUCAUCGCGCCCAUCGUAUGGCUACGAGCAUGGCACCACCUCGGGCUCGGGUUAUUCCAGCAGCUACGGGGUUCCAAGCGGCUACGGCCAACAUCCAAGCACAUCGAGCUAUCGGGUUCCAAGCGGCCACAGUCACCACCCAAGCACAUCGAGCUAUCGGGUUUCGACCGGCUACGGCCGCCACCCAAGCACGUCGAGCUAUCAGGCUCCAACCAGCUACGACCAUCACCCAAGUACAUCUCGUCGACCAAGCACUGCUGGCUACGACCGUCACGUCGGCUAUGGCCACCACCCCAGCUCGCGUCGAUCAAGCAGCUCGACAGCUCGCCAUCCGAGUAGCUAUGCUCCGGGCACCUCCUACGACUCACAUCGUCGAGGAGAGGUCUACCGAGAGCCAUCUUCCAGCUCUCGCCGCCCGAGCACUUCUGCGGGCGCUAGGGCCUACGGUGAGUACAGCAGGGGAGUUGACUAUAGCAGCAGCCCCUAUGCGACUUCCGAACGCCGACCCUGGCGCUGA